Leptidea sinapis is the source of this 2721-nucleotide messenger RNA. RefSeq names its product protein Spindly (gene Spindly). The transcript is spliced from 5 exons. Lineage: Eukaryota; Metazoa; Arthropoda; Insecta; Lepidoptera; Pieridae. The record is from RefSeq and is a predicted model, not a curated record. The coding region runs from base 146 to 1411 and encodes 421 amino acids.
UGUCGUUAUUCGUAUAAUUCGGUUGCCCGUUGGGUGUUUGAAAAUUUGAAUGAAUAUAAACAGAAUAAAUUGGUUUAGUUUCUCUUUUUAAUCAGUUUUUGUAUUGCAUUGGUAAUAUAAUUAUAAAUACAAUAAAAAUAUAAGUAUGGAUUACUCAACGCUUAGUAAUAAAACUAAUAUAACUGAGAUGGAAGACCUAACAGGUGAUGAGUUAAACGAACGAUAUUAUUCACUAAAAAAACAAUACGAGAACCUUUCAAGUAAUUAUGAUGCAAUAAAACAAGAGUUACACGAUACAAAAAGGAAUUUCCAGACUGCUCUCAAUGUUCAAAGUCAUCUAAACUUGGAACUUGAAAGCUAUCAACAGGAAGAAAAGAAACGAAAUAGCGAGCUUCAAUCAAAAAUAUCUUAUUUACAAGAAGAAUUAACUGUCCUGAGAAACGAGAAAGCCGAUAUAAUUGAACGUCAUUCCAAUGAAAUAAAAAAGUUGGAGGCUGAGAAGGCUUUACUAAAAGAGGAGCAGGUUAUUACAUCUCGGAAAACACCAGAACGAGAUACAACCGAGAUAGAUGAAAUGCGCUCAAAGCUAUCAACUGUGAUGUCUGAUACUGCCCUAACCAAAACAGCGCUCGAAGAAGCACAGCACGAAAUAACAUCUUGGAAGUUAAGGGUGGAGGAGAUGGUGACAGAAAUUGGGGAAUUACGUGUAGCUGCUGAGAUCAGACGAGAAGAGUUGAAGUCAGCUUCUGAGAGGGAGGCAUCAGCUCUUGCAGAGCUUGCUGAGGCUCGAAUGAUACUCCAACAAGCUGAUACACAAGAUGUGCAACCACAUGCUGCUAAGGGGAAUUCCAUAUUUGCUGAAGUUGAAGAUAAAAGGCAAGAAAUGGCAAAAAAUCUAAUUCAAAUGAAACAAACAAAUUCAAGGUUGCGACGAGAUCUUGCCAACAAACAAACAGAGUUGGAUGCACUACUACAUGAGAAGCAAACAGUUUGGGAACAGCAAACUGGAGCUGCAGCUCAUAAUGAUAGGCAGCUUGUUGAGAGCUAUGAAGAGAGAAUUAGUCAAUUAGAGGGCCUGUGUGAGCGACAGAGAAGGGAGCUGGCCAAGUGGUUCAGCAAAUUAUGUGAGCCAACUGCCAAUGGAUGGCUGCAUGGUGUCAUGGAGCAUUUGAAAACCGAAUGUGAGCGACUUCGUGGGGAAGUUCUAUCGCAGGGUGCGGCCCAAUUAGCCAGUGCAGCUCAAAUAAGAGAGCUGCAAAGGAAAAUAGCCCAAAUGACUGCAACUAAUACCAAACAAUCGCCUCUGCACUGCAAUGGUGACAAAGACGAUAGCAGUGUGAUCCAAACGCAGUUUAGGCCAGUUGAUGUGAAGAGAAUUGAUGAUGUCAAGAAGAAAGUGUCAUUUAAUUAGUUCAACUAAAACUUUCAAGAUGAAAUGGUUUUGGAGCUAGAGGAAAAAUAACACCAAACUCAAAUAACCAGUUGAAGUAAACAGAAUUUCUUUAUUAUUCGAAAUAAAUAUAUGAGGGUCUUUACCAGAAAACUUGACAUAGCUCUAAACGUCAGAUACAAAUUUUUCGACCAAAUCGUCCCUAAUGCUAUCUCCCGACAUGUAUAAAUAUAUUAUAUUAUCAAGAAAAUAAUAUUUUUUAUAGAUUUAAAAAAAAAUUGAUUUCUAUAUUCAAACAUAAUAAUAAUAAUUUUCGUUGUUUUGUAAUCGAUAAUCAACUCUGUUAUUUUUCUUAAGCAUUUGAUGAUAUUCAUCAUCAGCUGGAAGAUAUAUGCUGCUGGACAAAGGCCUCCUCUAAAGAUCUCCACGACGCUGGCCACAUCCAAUAUAUUGCAGCUAUCUUGACCAGAUCGUCGGUCCAUGACAACAAUGCCUCUUCCGUUACUUGGUCGCCAUUCGAAGUCUUCUGCCCCAUCAGGAUGUCCGUCGAACUAUGUGCCCUGCCCACUGCCACUUCAGUUUAGCAAACAUUUGGGCUAUAUCGGUGACUUUGGUUCUCCUGCGGAUCUUUUCAUCAUUUCUGAUUUGAUCUCGCAGGGAAACUCCGAGUACUCCAUUGUCCUCUGAGCGACCAUGAACUUUCUCAUCAGGCCCACCGUAAGUCAUCACUGGUAAUACACACUGGUUGAAAACCUUCGCCUUCAGACACUGUGUUAUUUGGGACGAGAAGAUUUUGAUAAUUGACAAUCCUUAUAUAAUUUAUACGUCUAGAUAGUCUCUUGCUAUUUGAUAACCGAUAAAAACAGGCCAGGAAUAUUAGUUUAGUAUGCGUGACAAGCUACGUCUACGUCUAUUUGAAUGACACUUAGUGUUAGUGUAAGUGAAUUUCACAAAUUAGAGGUUAGUUCUAAAUUCUAUUUUUUCGACUUUUUCAUAGCUGUCAUUAUCUAUUUAGGCGUAUAAAUGAUGUAAGUGACAAUCAUUGUAAUUCUUAGCUUCCAUUGACAAGGCUGUAUAGUAUGUAUGUAAAUGUUCUUACCUUUUUUGGCCGUUAUCGUUAUUUAGACUACCUAAUCUAAAUCUCCUUUCAACCCUUUAUAACUUUUGAGGUGAUCAUUUAGUAUCAUAGUGUGACUGAAAAGUCUGAUUGAUAAUAGGUUUUUAAUUAAGGAACUAAACUAUUGCAUAUUGUACAUAUAUAAAUUAAAAUAUAUAUUUUUGUGAUCAUUGUAAAUAGUCAUCCAAUUACAAUAAUUAUAACUUUUUUGUAA